Messenger RNA from Drosophila takahashii, 4660 nucleotides. It is a transcript of the gene 18w, whose product is annotated as 18 wheeler. Lineage: Eukaryota; Metazoa; Arthropoda; Insecta; Diptera; Drosophilidae. Gene Ontology annotation, biological process: signal transduction. The record is from RefSeq and is a predicted model, not a curated record. Gene Ontology annotation, molecular function: protein binding.
AACGCUCGGCGGUAAACAUGCUUUAAGAAAACGAGCUCUCGCCGAAUGAAGAACGAAGUCGAACCCACUGAGUCGCGCCAAGUGCCAAUUUCAAAAUAAAUAGCAAAUAAUCAGUUUACCAACUGCGAGUUGGAGAAGAAAAAUCACAAAUCUAAAAAUUACACAAAACGAAAACAAAAGUGAAAAAUCGCAAAACGCAAGCCAGCUCACUCCAGGAUUACAGGGCAAUCGGGCAGCGGAAAAAGCGAUCGAAAAAUGAAAACCAGAAAGUGACCGAGUUGUGCACCACCACCGCAACCCAAAACCACCCACGGUUAAAAACGCCGUUAAAUAGAAAUAAAAGAAAUUCAUUUCGAGUUCAACCAAAAGCCAACUAGCAAAUCACCAAAAUGCCAGCCACAUCUUCCAUCGUCAUCACAAUUGCCGCUGCCUGCCUGUUGCUUCUGGUGGCCUCCACUGCGCAUGCGCAGCAGCAGCAGUGCAACUGGCAGUACGGCCUCUCCACCAUGGACAUCCGGUGCAGUGUCCGUGCUCUGGAGUCCAGCCCCCUUGACCUCCAGGUAGCGGAGACGGCCGGCCGUCUGGAGCUGCAGUGCAGCCAGGAGCUGCUCCACGGCAGCGAGCUGUCGCCCGGGCUCUUCCGGCAGCUGCAGAAGCUCUCGGAGCUGCGGAUCGACGCCUGCAAGCUGCAGCGAGUGCCGCCCAGCGCCUUCGAGGGCCUGAUGUCGCUCAAGCGGCUCUCCCUGGAGUCGCACAACGCGGUCUGGGGACCGGGCAAGACGCUCGAGCUGCACGGCCAGUCGUUCCAGGGCCUGAAGGAGCUGUCCGAACUCCAUUUGGGCGACAACAACAUCCGGCAGCUGCCCGAGGGCGUCUGGUGCUCCAUGCCCAGCCUGCAGGUGCUUAAUCUCACCCAGAAUCGCAUACGGUCCGCCGAGUUCCUGGGCUUCUCCGAGAAGCUCUGUGCGGGCUCAGCGCUGAGCAAUGCCAAUGGAGCGGCCAGCGGCGGUUCGGAGCUCCAGACUCUGGACGUUUCCUUCAACGAACUGCGCUCCCUGCCCGACGCCUGGGGAGCAUCGCGACUGAGGCGCCUCCAGACCCUCAGCCUGCAGCACAACAACAUCAGCACCCUGGCCCCCAAUGCCCUGGCCGGUCUGGGUUCCCUGCGUGUGCUGAACAUCUCGUUUAACCACCUCGAAUCCCUGCCCUCGGAGGCGUUCGCCGGCAACAAGGAGCUGCGGGAACUGCAUCUGCAGGGCAACGAUCUGUACGAUCUGCCCAAGGGACUGCUGCAUCGUUUGGAGCAGCUGUUGGUUCUGGACCUCAGCGGCAAUCAGCUGACCAGCCACCACGUGGACAACAGCACCUUCGCCGGUUUGAUCCGCCUGAUUGUGCUGAAUCUCUCGAACAACGCCCUCACUCGCAUUGGAGCCAAGACCUUCAAGGAGCUGUACUUCCUGCAGAUCCUGGACAUGCGCAACAACUCCAUUGGACACAUCGAGGAGGGCGCCUUCCUGCCCUUGUACAAUCUGCACACCCUCAAUCUCGCCGAGAACCGCCUGCACACCCUGGACAACCGCAUUUUCAACGGACUGUAUGUGCUGACCAAGCUCACGCUGAACAACAACCUCGUGAGCAUCGUGGAGACACAGGCCUUCCGCAACUGUUCCGACCUCAAGGAACUGGAUCUCAGCUCCAACCAGCUGACCGAAGUGCCCGAAGCUGUGCAGGAUCUGAGCAUGCUGAAGACACUCGAUUUGGGGGAGAACCAGAUCUCGGACUUCAAGAACAACACGUUCCGCAAUCUCAACCAGCUGACGGGUCUGCGAUUGAUCGACAACCGCAUUGGCAACAUCACCGUGGGCAUGUUCCAGGAUUUGCCAAGGUUGAGUGUUUUGAAUCUGGCCAAGAACCGCAUCCAGAGCAUCGAGCGGGGAGCCUUCGACAAGAACACCGAGAUCGAGGCGAUCCGUUUGGACAAGAACUUCCUCACCGACAUCAACGGCAUCUUCGCCACCCUGGCCUCCUUGCUGUGGCUCAAUCUCUCCGAGAAUCACCUGGUGUGGUUCGACUACGCCUUCAUCCCGUCGAACCUCAAGUGGCUGGAUAUCCAUGGCAACUACAUCGAGGCCUUGGGCAACUAUUACAAGCUGCAGGAAGAGAUCCGAGUGACCACGCUGGAUGCCUCGCACAAUCGCAUCACCGAAAUUGGAGCCAUGUCGGUGCCGAAUUCCAUUGAGCUGCUGUUCAUUAACAACAAUAUCAUUGGACAGAUCCAGGCCAACACCUUUGUGGACAAGACGCGACUGGCCCGCGUGGAUCUCUAUGCCAAUGUGCUGUCCAAGAUCUCGCUGAACGCCCUGCGUGUGGCCCCCGUUUCGGCGGAGAAGCCCGUGCCCGAGUUCUACCUCGGGGGAAAUCCCUUCGAGUGCGACUGCUCGAUGGAGUGGCUGCAGAGGAUCAACAACCUGACCACCCGCCAGCAUCCCCAUGUGGUGGAUCUCUCGAACAUCGAGUGCCUGAUGCCGCACAGCCGCAGUGCUCCUCUGCGUCCGCUGGCCACCUUGGCCGCCUCGGACUUCGUGUGCAAGUACGAGAGCCACUGCCCGCCCACCUGCCACUGCUGCGAGUACGAGCAGUGCGACUGUGAGGUGAUCUGCCCCGGCAACUGCAGCUGCUUCCACGACGCCACCUGGGCCACCAAUAUCGUGGACUGUGGCCGCCAGGAUCUGGCCUCCCUGCCCAGCCGCAUCCCCCUGGACGUGAGUGACCUCUACCUGGACGGCAACAACAUGCAGGAGCUGGAGGUGGGCCACCUGACCAAUCGUCGCAAUCUGCGAGCCCUCUACCUGAAUGCCUCCAAUCUGAUGACCCUCCAAAACGGCAGUUUGGCCCAGCUGGCCAAUCUGCGAGUGCUGCAUCUGGAGAACAACAAGCUGACCGCCCUGGAGGGCACCGAGUUCCGUUCGCUGGGACUGCUGAGGGAGCUCUAUCUGCACAACAACAUGCUGACCCACAUCUCGAACGGCACCUUUGAGCCCCUGGUCUCGCUGGAGGUCCUGCGCCUGGACAACAACCGCCUGAGCUCGCUGCCCAAUCUGCAGUACCGCCACAGCCUGCAGGGCCUGACGCUGGGCAGGAAUGCCUGGUCGUGCCGCUGCCAGCAGCUGAGGGAACUCGCCCAGUUCGUCUCUGACAAUGCCAUGGUGGUGAGGGAUGCCCACGACAUCUACUGCCUGGAUGCGGGCAUCAAGCGGGAGCUGGAACUGAUCGGCAACCUGGCCAAUGGACCCGACUGCUCUGAACUACUCGAUGCCAGUGCCAGCAACAUUAGCUCCUCGCAGGAUCUGGCUGGAGGCUAUAGGUUGCCCCUGCUGGCUGCCGUCCUCGUGCUCAUCUUCCUGGUCGUCAUCCUAAUCAUUGUCUUCGUCUUCCGCGAGAGCGUUCGCAUGUGGCUGUUCGCCCACUACGGAGUCAGGGUUUGUGAGCCUCGCUUUGAGGAUGCCGGCAAGCUGUACGACGCCAUCAUCCUGCACUCGGAGAAGGACUACGAGUUCGUGUGCCGCAACAUUGCCGCUGAGUUGGAGCACGGUCGACCGCCCUUCAGGCUGUGCAUCCAGCAGAGGGAUCUGCCCCCGCAGGCCUCGCACCUUCAGUUGGUGGAGGGAGCCCGGGCCUCGCGAAAGAUCAUCCUGGUGCUGACGCGCAACCUGCUGGCCACCGAAUGGAACCGCAUCGAAUUCCGCAACGCCUUCCACGAGUCGCUGAGGGGACUGGCCCAGAAGCUGGUGAUCAUCGAGGAGACGAGCGUGUCCAGCGAGGCCGAGGAUGUGGCCGAGCUGUCGCCCUACCUGAAGUCCGUGCCCUCGAACCGCCUGCUCACCUGCGACCGGUACUUCUGGGAGAAGCUGCGCUACGCCAUCCCCAUUGAGCUGUCGCCGCGCGGCAACAACUACACUUUGGACCACCAUGAGCGCUUCAAGCAGCCUGUGUCGCCGGGCAUGAUCUUCCGCCAGGCUCCACCGCCGCCGGCCUACUACUGUACCGAGGACAUGGAGGCCAACUACAGCUCGGCCACCACGGCCACGCCCUCGCCAAGGCCCACUCGCCCAGGCGGCGCCGCCCGCAUCGUGGACUCCAUGCCCAUGCCCAUGCGCCCGCCCUCGGAGCACAUCUACCACAGCAUCGAGUCGGAGUACAGUGCCUACGACCAGCACGAGGCGCUGUCCAUGAUUCCCACGGGUCUGAUGCACCAGCACCAGCAGCAGCAGUUGCGCCUGCACCAGCAACAGCAGCAGCAACAGCGCUUGCUGCAGCCGCAGUUCCGGGCCAUGCCGCAGCAGGCGAUGCCUCCGGUGGCCUCGGCUCCGGUGCACCUGCGCAGUGGCAGCGGCCUCAGCCAGGCCAGCACCAGCACCCAAUCGACGGCCCAGGCCUCCACAUCCGCAGCAGCGGCACAGCAGCAGCAGCAGCAACAGCAGCAGCAACAGGCAGCUGGCAACAGUGAAGCGGCCAAUAAGAACGGCCAGGCCUUCCUGGUCUAAAAACUCCCCAAUGCCAUCGGGGUUCUUCGCGGCGCAGGAGCGGCCAUCUUGAAGCUGAUCGCUCACUGGCGCAAAAGGACUCGGGAGGAGGAAGCAGCAGGAACAGGACGCGCACA